Molecule: messenger RNA, 4540 nt
Organism: Zootermopsis nevadensis
Lineage: Eukaryota; Metazoa; Arthropoda; Insecta; Blattodea; Termopsidae
Product: serine/threonine-protein kinase pim-3
Biological process (GO): protein autophosphorylation; negative regulation of apoptotic process
Cellular component (GO): cytoplasm
Molecular function (GO): ATP binding; protein serine/threonine kinase activity
Source: RefSeq, a predicted model, not a curated record
ACAAGAGGGCUAUGCUGAGAUUGUGUCUGUAGUGGUUCUGUGUACGAGUUUGAGAACAAAAUGGUGUCACAUUAAGGAUUAUGCAGAGUAGUUUCUUAUACGUAAAUUUCAAAUAUUUCGUUGGUGGUGUAUUAGUAUUCGUUUCGAUAAGGAAUAUUAAAGAGUGACAUAACAUUCUUUACUUCUAUGGAGAGUACUGAGAAUUAUUCGCGUGUGGUUUGAUUUCUUGUAACUCCUUAUGUUUAUAUCAAGAAUAGUGAUUAUCUUUCGCUUGAUGAAUUUCUUGCAGUUAUUCAUAAUUUAAUGUCGAAAUAUAGACAGUGUGCAUUGAACAUUCAAUGAUGGAGGUUUCCGAUUUAGGAAGAUCUAUUUCGAGUCUUUUGGGAAGUAGUUCUCAUUUACAUUCUGAGAAGGAAAAGGAAGGACAUUGUGAUUCGUUUGAGAGGUCAUAUCGUGUUGGGAACAUUCUUGGCAAAGGUGGUUUUGGAACUGUUUAUUCAGGUGUUCGUGUUCAUGAUGGAGUGCUAGUAGCAAUAAAGCAAAUUGCAAAACUGAAAGUAACAGAUUGGAUAGAGGUUGGAAGUCAGCGUGUUCCAUUGGAAGUUUGUUUGUUAAAGCAACUCACCCACAUUCCUGGUGUAAUUAAACUUUUGGAUUAUUAUGAGCAUUCUGACUGUUGCAUCAUCAUCAUGGAACGCCCAGACCAGGCCAAAGACUUGUUUGACUAUAUCACUGAAAAAAUCUGUCUCAAAGAAUCUGUAGCUCGUGGCUUCUUCAAGCAGGUUGUGGAAACUAUCAUACAGUGUCACAAUGCUGGUGUUAUUCACAGAGAUAUCAAGGAUGAAAACAUACUUGUUGACUUAAAAUCCCAUUCCUUGAAGUUAAUUGACUUUGGCUCAGGUACUUACUUGAAAGACAGCAUCUACACUGACUUUGAUGGAACACGUGUGUAUGCACCUCCUGAGUGGAUCCAGUAUAACCGAUACCAUGGUCGCAGUGCAACUGUGUGGUCCCUUGGAAUUUUACUGUAUGGAAUGGUUUGUGGAGAUGUUCCAUUUGAACAGGAUGAAGAAAUCAUGCAGGCAGCUGUUCAUUUCCGUACACAACUCUCAAAUGAUUGUCAAGACCUGAUACAAAAGUGUCUGCAGAUUCGUCCAAGUGAUCGCCUACAUCUGGAAGACAUCCUGCAGCAUACAUGGAUGAAUUGUAAUUUAGAUUCAUGUGCUGACAACACAGGGUCUUUGACUUGUGUUCGUCCUACUAGGCGAAACUCUGUAGAUCAGCAUUCCUUGGACCAGGCUUCCACAUCAUCUCAGGAAAGCAUUUGACCACACUGUAUUCACUAGCUGUAGACUUAAUUUUAGUAUUAAUUAGUAAUGUAGUGUCAUUUAGGGAGAGAUACUAAAUGGGAAAGGCCUCAUAAUGGCAGUGACCCACAAUUGGCUGUGAUGAAUGUAACUCUUUGCCUGAGCUCCCACCGUGACAAAAUGAAUUAACCUCGCCCUUUCUCCGUACUUAUCCUCUCUCCAUUGGUUUAUAUAUAUAUAACACUUUCACUUUAGGAUAUUUUUUGGAAGUUCUGCUUCAUUCCCAUAAUUUGAUGUGUAAUAUAGUUGGCUUACUAUUGUAUAUUAUAUAUUAGAUCGUGUUAAUUUAUUAAUAUUAUAUUGCUACCGUAUUGCUCAGGCAGGGUUUUGUGUGCUGACUUACAGAAAUAUUAUUUGGGCACACUUUUUUCAGACCCAGAAUUUGGUUAAAGUAAUUGUCUAAAAUGUUGACCUUGAAGUGUCUUACACUAGACACACACACAGUACACACCACACAUACACAAAAUACAUGCUGCCCAAUUUUUCAAUGAACAUUGUAGAGAAGUGUUAUGGUAAAUGUAAGUCUAGUUUUUGUGACUAAAAUUCAAGUAGGAGUUGAAUUUUUAGUAGUUUGUAUGUGUGAUUUUGUACAUUGUUAUGGAAGGACUUAACUGGGAUUGCACCAAAUACUUGAUGGCUGAAUUAUAUUCGGCCGUGCUCACUGAGAAGUCAUAUGUCAUCAUCAUGGUUUCAUAAUCUGGCAAUAAUGAACUUUUUAGCAUUUUUGACACUAGUUGUGGUACGUGUUUUUCUUUGUUUUCAGUGGUGUUAAUUUUUGUAAAAUUUGCUAAGAGUUUAGUAAGAACUUUGUAAUGAAUCUUACAGCUUUCUUAUGUUACCGUAACCAGCUUGUCUUGAGCAUUAAAAUCUGUAGUUUUUAGUAAAUUAAUUAUUUAUGACACUCAUGGCAUCAUUACAAUUGAAUAUAAUAAUUUUAAGUAUUGUAAAUCAGUCUAUUUUUAGUUGACAGAAAAUUUAAGAGGUCAGUUUCAGAUUUUGUUAGAAAAGCUGUGACUUUCAGAAAUAUCUUAUUUCUGUGGUUUGUUUGUCUUUCUAGAGUUAACUUUAUAUUGCAGUAAUAAUGUGUGAAUGGUGUUCAAGUCUGACUGCAUACAUUUAAGUCUCUUAGGUCUGCCAAGACAAUUUUAAACUUUUGGCUGCAUAUGCCUUAUGGAACCAAUUGUCAUUUUAUAUUUUCACAGCCAUGUUCAAGAGCAGCAUUUAUUUGCACAUAUUUUUAAAAUGUUAUUUGUAUACUUAUUCAGAUCAUGGAACACUGUUAAAAGUGGCAACACCAACCUCGUUUCUUGUGAAUAUGUGAUGUGAUUGAUGAUUUGCUGGAGUUUAUAAUUUAUUUUAAAUUAGUGCUCUAUGUUGAACAUCAGAUAUUUAAAAUGGUGCAACACUUUUGAGAAUUUUCAUGUUGUUUGACAAGUGCCUAUUAAUUUAAUUGUGUUUGUAUGUUACUACAGAGUAUUUGGUGCAUCCAUGUUUUUUCAGUCUUGCAUACAUUGGUAUCAGCGUCAGAUUUUACACCUUAUGAUUACAGAUAAUUGCACAUGGCCAUGACUGAACAUCUCUAAAUUAUAAAUUUGUAUUCAAAGCUGUUAGAACUGCGUAGAAAACACUGCCAUUGUUCCUUUAUAAUAUAGACAGCUAUGGUGCUAUAGAAAAAGAUUUCCAUGUUCUAUAUUAAUAACAGCUAAAAUAUCAAUUGAGGCAGAGCAUAUGUUCCAGUGUAUAUUCCAUUGCUUACAUAGUGUUGUCUCAAGUCUUCAUUGCCAUGAAUGAUGUGAGCGUAACGUCGUGCGAAGAUGCGGGUAAAUUACUCAUGGUAUAAUGAAGUUUAAAUGUCCUGUGCAGCUAUAUUAUUAAUUUCUUCGCUUUAAAAACUGUGUAUCAUGGGAGUUUAAAGUUAUGUCUAAAAGCUGCAGAUACAGAUGUGAGGUCUUCCUUUGUACUAGUACAACUUCUCAGAUUUUAUGUUGCUCAGCAUGAUGAAAAAGUUCUACAUGCCUGGGUAAUGGGAUAUUUUCAUAUUUGCUGCAUGAUUGACCUCUUUGAAUGGAACCAGAUAUAUGAAUUCCAACAUAAACAGGUAUAAUUAGUGUUUGUUGAAUAGUAGAAUUUGCCAGAGGCAUUAUUUACACACUUCAGGUGAAAUCGCACAGCAGUUUGAUAUUUGCUACAUUGUCAAAGAUGAUUUUAUAAUAUAAUAUAAACAAGAAGUUUGAAUUAUUUGUAGUACUUGGAGAACCUUUUAAGCAUAACUUUAAGUACUGUGUACAACAGGCAGUUUGGAAAAUUAAUGAUGUACCUUGCAUAAAUUAAUCAAAAAUACUACUGAAAGAAUCUUAUAGUAAGAACUAGAUUUUCAUUUUAAAAUUAUCUUAUGACCAUCAACUACAGUAAAUCCAUAAGUUUCUAUUUCCUUCAUUGCAAACCUCUCUCACUGAGACUAUUACUUGCUGAGAGACUUGUGUUUAUGAGUUUAAGGAAUAAUGGCCAAUGGAAGACUUCUGAGAAGGGAAUAAAAACAUGGAGCCACAUAGAUUGGUGGAAAGUACUGAUGUCAAAUUAAAUUCUUAGGCAAUUUAAUGUUGAAAUAUAUUUGAAUUAAGAAGUAAAUUAAUUUGGAAUAAUUCUCAUUUAAAAAGUUUCCAUGAAUGUUACCUACUUCAGUGGUGGUAAAUGCUGGCUUUAGAUUAGACUAUAUUUGAACUGUCUCAUAUCAGCCCAGAUGAGAGUAUGACUUAUGAGACAGUUGUUAUGAUUUAACGUUUUAAUUGUCUGUUAGCCACAAUUGAGAAUAUAAGUUAUUCAGUAUUAAAUUAAAGACAAUUUUUUUAUGUAAUCCUGAACAAGUUAUAAACUGUAUGAGUUGCAUUAUUUUUCUGUUGGAGUGAAAAUGUAGUAGAUAAAAAUACUCCAUACUGUUUUAAAAUUCAUGAAACAGCUGAUUUGGAUUGUAACUGAUGAAUGAAGAUAAUAGUUCAUAUUAUACAUAUUCAUGGUUUUAUUUUUGUAAACAGAAAUGUGAUGUUUGUUUAAUUUAAUUUAAUUUAUUGAAAUUUGUGCCUUUUUCUUCAACUGUUAUAUAUAUUUUAGUAUGCAGUAGGUGUUGCAAAUUACCAUAAACAGCGGCUUCCCAAGCUUCUCUGUUGUAAAUGAUA